Salvia hispanica is the source of this 2808-nucleotide messenger RNA. RefSeq names its product hyperosmolality-gated Ca2+ permeable channel 1.8-like. NCBI's taxonomy places the organism in Eukaryota, Viridiplantae, Streptophyta, Magnoliopsida, Lamiales, Lamiaceae. The record is from RefSeq and is a predicted model, not a curated record. Gene Ontology annotation, cellular component: plasma membrane. Gene Ontology annotation, molecular function: calcium-activated cation channel activity.
UUUAUUUUUGAUUCCCCACCGCCUUUCCACGGCGUCGCGCCGCCGCCGGAGGAGAAGAACCCAACGUCAAAAAACAAAAAAUACAGUCAAUAAAGCAAGAAUUCCUCUGCCUGUUUCAGACCACGACAGCACAAGCACAAACACAGAGCCUCGAUUAACUAAAAAAACAAAAUAAAAAUAAAACAACACACACAAAACCACCACCUUUUACUCAAUUGCUCCCCUGCCAUUUCCAAUUCCAGAAGAAACAUCGGAAUAAGGGUUUCUCAGAUUUCACACACUAAUUAGGCAGCCCCAAUCCCCAUCAACAACCACUUUUCAGCAAAUCCCACCUCAAAAAAUUCGUUCUUUGCUUCCACCAAACUCUCUCUCUCGCUUAAUUCUCAAGAAAAAUUGGUUCUUGAAGUUCGGCCGAGCUAAAAUGGCGACGCUAGGUGAUAUUGGAAUGUCAGCUUUGAUCAACAUUCUGGGCGCCUUUGCAUUCUUGCUUGCGUUUGCUUUGCUGAGGAUUCAGCCGCUGAAUGACAGAGUGUAUUUCACCAAAUGGUACAUUGAGGGGCAGCGGAGCAGCCCCAGCCGCCGUGGUGAUGGGCUGGUGGGCAGAUUUGUCAAUCUCAAUUACAGGACUUACUUGACUUUCCUCAACUGGAUGCCUCAGGCCUUGCAGAUGAAAGAGCCUCAGAUUAUCGAGCAUGCUGGCCUUGACUCUGCUGUUUUCUUGAGGAUUUACAGACUUGGAUUGAAAAUAUUCGGACCAAUAGCCAUUGUUGCUGCAAUAGUUCUAUUUCCGGUGAACGCAUCUGGUGGCACUUUGUUUUUCCUGCAGCACGACUUGGUUGUUAACAACAUUGACAAGCUCUCUAUAUCUAAUAUUCAUCCCAAGUCUAAUAAGUUUUUAGUCCACAUAGGCCUGGAGUACUUAUUUACAUUUUGGGCUUGUUACAUGCUUUAUAAGGAAUAUGAUAAAGUUGCAUCGAUGAGACUGAGUUUCUUGGCUUCAUGUGGCAGGCACCCUGCUCAGUUCACGGUUCUAGUACGGAAUGUUCCUCGUGAUCCCAACCGCUCGAUAUCAGAAACUGUUGACAACUUCUUUCAGAGAAACCAUCCAGAUUACUAUCUGUGCCAUCAGAGUGUAUACAAGGCUAAAAAGUUUGCGAAACUUGUUAAAAAGAGAAUUAAGCUUCAAAAUCAGCUCAAUUACAAUCAGCUGAAGUUUGAGAGAAAUCCAAAAAAGAGGCCUACUAGAAAGAAAGGAUUUCUUGGACUUUGGGGUGAAAGGGUCGACUCAAUUGAUUACUUUGAACAACAAAUUAAAGAUCUGGAUGAGCAAGUGAAAAUUGAACGCGAAAAAGUUAUGAAAGACCCUAAAGCCGUCACUCGUGCUGCAUUUGUAUCGUUUAAAACGAGAUGGGGAGCAGCUGUAUGCGCGCAGACCCAACAGAGCAAAAAUCCUACGCUUUGGCUGACUUAUUGGGCCCCCGAACCCCGUGAUAUCUAUUGGAAGAAUCUGGGAAUACCAUUUGUUUCCCUAAGCAUUCGUAAACUCAUCAUAUCGGUAGCUAUGUUUGGAUUGAUCUUCUUUUACUUUAUACCCGUUGCUUUCGUCCAAUCAUUGGCGAAUAUUGAAGGACUCUCGAAGGCACUUCCUUUUCUGAGGCCAAUCCUUGACAGGAAGCUGGUGAAGUCGUUUCUACAGGGCUUCGUUCCUGGUCUGGCUCUCAAGAUCUUCUUGCUUCUUCUUCCUUCGAUUUUAAUGGUGAUGUCGAAGAUAGAGGGGCACGUUGCAGUAUCUGUGUUAGAACAAAAAACUGCUGCAAAGUACUACUAUUUCAUGUUAGUCAAUGUGUUCUUGGGAAGCAUAGCGACUGGGACAGCGUUCCAGCAACUCAAUGCUUUUCUUCACCAAUCAGCAACCGAGAUCCCAAGAAACAUCGGUGUAUCGAUACCGAUGAAAGCUAGUUUCUUUAUCACGUAUAUAAUGAUCGAUGGCUGGGCCGGAAUUGCCGGUGAAAUCCUCCGGUUGAAACCACUAGCGUUUUUCCACCUAAAGCGCAUGUUCUUGGUGAAAACUGAACGGGACUUGGAGAAGGCGAUGCGCCCUAAAGGAGUCGACUUUCCGGAGACUCUACCAAGCCUUCAGUUGUAUUUCCUUCUCGGCAUAGUGUACAUGGCUGUUACUCCGAUCCUUCUUCCGUUCAUUCUGGUCUUCUUCGCCUUCGCCUACUUCGUUUAUCGCCACCAGGUCAUCAACGUGUAUAACCAGAAAUAUGAGAGCGCCGCCGCGUUUUGGCCGCAUGUUCAUAAUCGAAUCAUCGCUAGCUUGGUGGUAUCGCAGCUACUUCUAAUGGGGCUAUUGAGCACAAAAAAAGCAACAAACUCCACUCCUUUGCUUGUGGUUUUGCCAAUUCUCACUCUCACCUUUCAUAAGUACUGCAAGCAUCGGUUCGAGCCGGCUUUUCGGAAUGACCCACUCGAGGAAUCAAUGAGCAAGGAUCUUGAAGAUGGAGCUACUGAAUUAGAUGGUGAGUUCAAGUCUCAGUUGAUGGACGCGUACUUGCACCCGAUUUUCCACAAUAUCGAAGGAGUCGAGGAUGAGAUCAGGAUCGAAAAGAAUUGAACAUCCAAACGGGAACCGAGGUAUAAGUAUCUUGAGGAUAGAAUGACUAAUUGGUAAGUAAAUUGUGGGGACAUAUAAGGUGUAGUGUAGCUCUAUGUUGUUAUUUUAGAGAUAUAUUAUACUGUACUGGUGUAGUUUGUUUCGAAUUCUAAAACCAUGUAAAUGUUGAGUAGGGUUGUUGAUUUUGUUGA